Molecule: messenger RNA, 522 nt
Organism: Lachancea lanzarotensis
Lineage: Eukaryota; Fungi; Ascomycota; Saccharomycetes; Saccharomycetales; Saccharomycetaceae
Gene: MRPS12
Product: LALA0S02e06766g1_1
Exons: 1
Coding region: 1-522 (173 amino acids)
Biological process (GO): translation
Cellular component (GO): small ribosomal subunit; ribosome
Molecular function (GO): structural constituent of ribosome
Source: RefSeq, a predicted model, not a curated record
AUGUUUUCGGGCCUUCUAGCCACCAGGAUGGCAGUCUUCAGGACUCCACUCGUUUCUGCGAUUCCAAAAAUGCCGCUGCUCCGUCAAUCCAUGUCUCCCGUGCUUGGAAUAAGUCGUUCGAUUAGCGUUAGCACACCGAGAUGGGCCACUUUAAAUCAAAUCAAAAGAGGUGUUGAGCCUCCAAAACGCAAAAAGGCCACUGUCUCGCCCGAUCUAUACCAAUGUCCACUUCGCAAAGGUGUGGUUCUCAGAGUCAUGGUCCUAAAGCCCAAAAAACCCAACUCUGCGCAGCGGAAAGCGUGCAGAGUGAGACUCACCAAUGGAAAGAUGAUUUCUGCGUAUAUCCCCGGCGAGGGCCACAAUGCUCAGGAACAUAGUAUAGUAUUCGUCCGCGGUGGUCGUUGUCAGGAUCUACCAGGUGUCAAAUACCGUGUCAUUCGCGGUGGAGGCGAUUUGAGCGGUGUGGUUAACCGUAUCACGUCUCGUUCCAAAUAUGGGGUCAAAAAGCCCCAAAAGGCCUAG